Molecule: messenger RNA, 930 nt
Organism: Lipotes vexillifer (Yangtze River dolphin)
Lineage: Eukaryota; Metazoa; Chordata; Mammalia; Artiodactyla; Lipotidae
Gene: LRRC25
Product: leucine rich repeat containing 25
Exons: 2
Coding region: 1-930 (309 amino acids)
Molecular function (GO): protein binding
Source: RefSeq, a predicted model, not a curated record
AUGGGGGGCGCCCCGAUAUGGGUGCUGUUGUUGCCGCUGCUGUUACUGCUCCAUCCAGGCAGCCAGGAAUUGUCGUGCCAUGUGUCCUCGGGGGACGUGGACUGGACCAGGGAGUUCACGGACACAUGCCUGAACUUCAGUGGCCAAAACCUGAGCCUGCUGCCUCAGAACCAGUCUCUGCAGGCCAGCAGUGUGCUUCAUCUCGACCUGUCUGGGAAUGACCUUCGAGAGCUCCCACCGCUUUUUUUUGCUCACCUGGGAAAGCUGCAGGUCCUGGAUGUGACCAACAACCCCCUGCACCGCGUGGACAGGGCACUGGCCGAACACUGUGACCUUGACCUGAGGGCUGACUGCAGCUGUAUCCUAUUACCCUGGCACGAGGUCCGGCGGGACAACUGCUCUGGCUCACUGCCUCUGCUGUGCCUGAAUGUGUCCACCGGCUCCUGGCACAACGUCUCUGCCUUCUUGGAAGUGGGCUGUGCCCCUCGCCUGACCAUGACAACCAUAGGAGUGCUGGUGGCCAGUGGAAGCCUGUUCCUCAUGCUUACCAUUGCUGGCCCAGUGCUGGUGUGGAGACUCUGUAGACAUCGGGUAGGCAGUAGCCGGGGCAUGAGCAAAAUGUGGGCUGCUCAGAAUGGUCCCAGGUCUGGCUCGGGCCAGCAGCCACGGUACAGUAGCCGGGGCCUCAGCCCUAAGCUCCCAGCAGCCACCCUGCCCGGAUCUUCCACUUCUGAUUAUGAGAACAUGUUUGUGGGCCAACCAGCUGCCAGGCACCAGUGGGCUGAACACAGGCCUCACCCUUCAGAGGACAGCGACUUCUACAUGAACUAUGAGAGCCUCCACCAUGAUUCCCAGCCUGUCUACUGCAACUUGCAGUCGCUGGACCAGGCCCCAUCGGAUGAAGAGGAGUAUGUGUUCCCUGGGCGCUGA